Messenger RNA from Neofelis nebulosa (Clouded leopard), 4531 nucleotides. RefSeq lists its product as uncharacterized. The transcript is spliced from 3 exons. Gene Ontology annotation, biological process: virion assembly. The coding region runs from base 1353 to 2261 and encodes 302 amino acids. Gene Ontology annotation, molecular function: nucleic acid binding; zinc ion binding. Lineage: Eukaryota; Metazoa; Chordata; Mammalia; Carnivora; Felidae. The record is from RefSeq and is a predicted model, not a curated record.
AGAAUUGGAGAGUUCUCUGUUAUGCUUUGCCUGGACAGUUGUACUUUGGGCUGAAAGAGCGGUCCUAGGCUGGCCGACUCCAUUUUGUUCUGUGUCCUCCAUCUUGAGUGACUAUGUCCCCGACAUGGCCCCCUUUUCUGGGAAAACCCGCAGAAAGAAAUUCCUGCUCACUCGCUAAAACCCCCUCCCCUUGAGUAACUUCCCGCUCACCCGUCCAAACUUCCCAUACAAACCAUGCCCGGCAACCUGCACAACGGGACUCUGAUCCUUCCCCAGCCAAUCAGCUAAGGCCACGACCAUCACCCCACCAACUGCCCCUAGACCCCUAUAAACCUUUGUGCUUUUGAAACUCACUCUCUCUCUGGCAUCUCACCGCUGCGUUGGUGCAGGUAGGAGAUUGAGCUCGAGCUAGCUCAAAUGAAGGUUCCUUGCUUUUGCAUCAGACUCGGCUCCCUGGUGGUCUUUGGGGAUCGUGAAUUCUGGGCAUAACAUUUGGGAGCUCCUCCGGGAUCCCCAAGACUCCUGAGGGACCCCCCCCCCCAACCCAGAGAGCCUGACUGGCCACGGUUAGUGUCUGUCCGUUCCCUGUCUCUUCUGUGUGAGCUCAUUUCUGAAAUUCUGGUAGUGCCUGGCGUGUUCUAAAUGGACGCACUGGAGGACCACCGGCCGGGAGUUUCGGAAGACGUUCCAAUCCUCCCUUCUGGAGGGAUGUGGAUUCCCCUCAAAGGUCUGAGAUGAGGCGGGUCGCUCCCGCUGGUCGGCGUGAGGCCAUUGUCUAGCUUUCAGUUUUGCUUCCACGGAGUUGGAAGACUGUUUCUAGGGGCCCUCUGUCUGUUUCUGUGUUUCUCAGUUUUGUUCUGUGGACUUACUAGAUGGAUGUUAUGGGACAGACUCAGACUACUCCUCUAAGUAUUAUGAUUGAUCACUUUAAGGAUGUCAGCCAAAAAGCUAACAACCUCAGUGUGGAAGUCCAAAAGGGUUGGUGGCAGGUUUUUUGUUCUAGCGAGUGGCCAGCUUUCAAUGUCAGAUGGCCGCCAGAGGGCACGUUUAACCUCCCUACCGUCCACCGAGUCAGGGGUAUCAUCUCUCGGCCUAAGACGGCCAUCCUGAUCAGCUCCCUUACAUUAUCACUUGGCAGGACCUUGUAGAAGACCCACCCUCUUGUCUUAAGCCCUUCCUAGCCCCACACCCUCCAGAGCCAAAACCCAUUCUUGCUUUGCAGGGGACAGAGAAGAAGGAGAACAAGAAAAGUCUUACCCAGCCUUCAGCACCCCUCUACCCUGUCCUAUGGGGGGAGGGGGGGGGGGACUAAAAAAGAAUUAUUUUUUCCUUCCCCGUAUAACCCCCCUAGGAUGCCGGAAGAACACCAUCCUCCCCCUCUGGGGGAGGCAGACGCUGUUCACAGAGCGGGAGGCGGAAACGCUCCAGUGGGAAGCCCGCCCUUUACCAGACAAAGGGCUCAGAGGGAGCAGCCUGCCUCCGCCGCUGACUCCACUAUUCUGCCCCUGCGAGCCACCGGACCCCCAGACGCGAAGGGGAAUCAGCCCUAUCACUAUUGGCCUUUCACCACUAGUGACCUCUACAAUUGGAAAGCUCAGAAUCCUAAGUUUUCCGAGAAACCGGCAGGGCUUAUUGAUUUAUUAGACUCUGUUCUUUUUAUCUAUCAGCCCACGUGGGAUGAUUGCCAGCAGCUUUUGCAGGUCCUGUUCACAACUGAGGAAACAGAAAGAAUCCUCAAUGAGGCCCGAAAACUAGUUUCGGGCACAGACGGGAAUCCCACCACCGACCAGGCUCAGAUAGAUGCCUCCUUCUCCUUAACUCGGCCCAAGUGGGAUUUCAACACGGCAGAAGUAUUUACAGACACCUUCUCUGGCUGUGUGGAGGCAUACCCAACCAAGCAUGAAAUGGGGCCAGCUUUUAUCUUGCAGAGGGCUCCAGAAGGCGCACGAGGACAUUUGGCCGCGCCUCCGUGCCAUCUACGAGGCCGGCCCAACCCUGACACCUCACCAGUACAGGUCGGGAGACUGGGUCUACGUCAAGAGGCACCGGCAAGAGACCCUCGAGCCGCGCUGGAAGGGACCCUACAUCGUGGUGCUGACAACCCCCACCGCUCUCAAAGUAGACGGUAUCGCGACCUGGGUCCAUCACACCCACGUUCGGCCAGCAGAGCCCCCCCCCCCCCCCCCACGAUCCGGAAGGACUUCGUCACGCAAUGGGCCGUCAAUCGGGAUCAACACAACCUGCUCAAGCUCAAGCUAUAGCGCAUUUGACCCACCUGAUAUUGGUAACUCUGUUAACUCUGCUUGUCAUUGCUCAUGCUGCUGGGAGUCCCCACGCCCCCCAAAACAUUACCUGGCAGAUCGUAGACACCAGCUCAGGGACAAUACUUAAUCAGACAUCCCAGACCCACCCUAGAGACACAUGGUUCCCGGAAUUACGAGUAGACUUAGAAAGCCUGUUUCCCCCUUAUACCGGCCACCCCAGGGUUGAUACCACAGGGUUCAGGCGACAAGACUUUCACUUCUAUGUCUGUCCCGGUGGAAAAGACCAUGGGGACACUUGUGGGGAUGCGGCAGACUACUUCUGCGCCUCUUGGUCAUGUGUCACCACUGGACACAUCUGGUGGACCCCACCACGCACCGGAGAUCUCAUCGUGGUAACACGGCCCAGUGGCCCCCGACCACCAUAUGUCUCGGGCCAUGGUAAUCCUGUGUCAAUAUCUUUCACAGAACAAGGAAAAAAUGCAACAGGGUGGGAAGCUGGAAAAACCUGGGGGGUCAGGCUUUAUGACAAGGUCAGACUUGGGCCUAGAGAUAAAGGAAUGUUAUUUACCCUCCGAAUGCAAGCAACCCCCCUUGCCCAGCAGUCGCCCACAGGGGUAGGACCCAACCAAGUACUAGUUCCCCGACCUGCCCCCGCCCGGACGGCCACGCCCAGAAACACCCAGGCUCUGGCCACACAGCCCUCCACAUCCCCUGUCCCUACCGGAGCGUCACCCACAUCUCCUGCCCCGGGUCACAACUUACUAUCUGAUACAGACCCCCUAUGGAGCACGGAGCAUACUAGGUACUAAACACUAGGCCUGACCCGACCAAGUCCUGUUGGCUCUGUCUAGGUGUCCAGCCCCCAUAUUACGAAGAUAUUGCCAUUAAAGGCAAUUUUACAACAGCCUCCAACUCUAGCUCCUGCAGAUGGCAGCAGGCUACUGCAAGACUAACCCUCCAGGCGGUAACAGGACAGGGCACUUGCAUAGGCCACGUGCCUCCCGGGCAGUCACAUCUCUGUAAUGAAACCCUAACAGUCCCGAGGGAGACAGUGUAUCUACUUCCCCCCAAAAAUGCAUGGUGGGCCUGUUCCACCGACCUCACUCCCUGCGUCCACUCCCAAGUCCUUAACUCCUCGAAGGAAGGCUUCUGCAUACUCCUGCACUUGAUCCCCAAGCUAGUGUACCAUUCAGGGGAAAAAAAUUCUUAACAGGUUAGGCUCUACUAACCCCCGAAGUAAAAGAGAGCCUAUUACAACCCUAACUCUGGCUGCGCUCUUGGGACUGGGAUUAGUGGGGGCAGGGACUGGAAUAUCCUCACUCGUCAUCCAGGACAAAAACUACGGAACCCUAAGGGCAGCCACUGACUUAGACAUAGAAAGAAUUGAGAAAUCAAUUUCUCAUUUACAGGAAUCCCUUACUUCUUUAUCAGAAGUAGUACUCCAAAACAGAAGGGGAUUAGACUUAUUAUUCAUGCAGCAAGGAGGACUAUGUGCAGCCCUAGGGGAAGAAUGUUGCUUCUAUGUUGCUCACUCAGGGGUCGUAAAAGAAUCUAUGGCCCUCAUAAGGGAAGGGCUGCAAAAAUGAAAGUUAGAGAGAGAACAAUCUCAGUCCUGGUACGAGUCUUUGUUAAACUGGUCUCCCUGGUUAACUACCCUCAUCUCGGCCCUUGCUGGACCCCUCGCCAUCCUGCUCCUACUAGUAACCCUCGGACCCUGUAUCAUCAACAGGCUGGUCCAGUUUGUCAGGGACCGCGUGGGAGCCGUCCAACUAAUAGUCCUCCGUGCUCAGUACAAGCCCCUAGUAACAGAAGAAGACAAAACAGAAAUGCAGCCGGUCCCAUGAUUGGGUCCAUAAGCUACAUGACAAGGGGGGAAUGAAAUAGCGAACCUAGGCCGGCCAACUCCAUUUUGUCCUGUGUCCUCCAUCUUGAGUGACUGUCCCCGACAUGGCCCCCUUUUCUGGGAAAACCCGCAGAAAGAAAUUCCCGCUCACCCGCUAAAACGACCUCCCCUUGAGUAACUUCCCACUCACCUGUUCAAACUUCCCGUUCAAACCAUACCCGGCAACCUGCGCAACAGGACUCUGAUCCUUCCCCAGCUAAUCGGCUAAGGCCACGACCAUCACCCCACCAACUGCCCGUAGACCCCUAUAAGCCUUUGUGCUUUUGAAAUUCGCUCUCUCUCCGGCAUCUCACCGCUGCGUCGGUGCAGGUAGGAGAUUGAGCUCGAGAUAGCUCGAAUAAAGGCUCCUUGCUUUUGCAUCGGA